This is a messenger RNA of Engraulis encrasicolus (European anchovy), 2070 nucleotides long. Its product is annotated as adenylosuccinate synthetase isozyme 1 B. The record is from RefSeq and is a predicted model, not a curated record. Gene Ontology annotation, cellular component: cytoplasm. NCBI's taxonomy places the organism in Eukaryota, Metazoa, Chordata, Actinopteri, Clupeiformes, Engraulidae. Gene Ontology annotation, molecular function: adenylosuccinate synthase activity; GTP binding. Bases 275 to 1621 code for a protein of 448 amino acids. The transcript has 13 exons. Gene Ontology annotation, biological process: IMP metabolic process; 'de novo' AMP biosynthetic process.
CUGUCAUGUUGUGGUUUUAGGACAGUCAUGGCAUAGCCUGUUGCGUGUGCGCGCUCAAACAAUUAGUGGGGGGCGCGCGCGGUCCGUUGGUCAUGUGAAGGUCACUUUGUGGCGCUUCCUCUGACAUCAUGGAGUUUAGCGAUCCAUAUUAGAAUAGUCCGUCCCGGCACAUACACACUUGCAGACUGUCCACACAACUCUUUCCCUAUCCUCGCUCCGUCCGUCCUGUUUGUGCGCGGAGGCGCUCGCCCUUCGGCUGCUGGUGUAAACAAAUAUGUCGGCAAAAGAUCAGAAAAGUUCCAACGCCAGUAAGAAGCGGCCUAGGAAUGAUGUGGGGAACAAGGUGACUGUUGUUCUUGGAGGACAGUGGGGCGAUGAAGGCAAAGGGAAAGUUGUUGAUCUGCUCGCGACAGAGUCGGACAUUGUCUGCAGAUGUCAGGGUGGGAACAACGCAGGCCACACUGUAGUGGUGGAAGGGAAGGAAUAUGACUUCCACCUGCUCCCCAGCGGCAUUAUCAACUCCAAAGCCACCUCAUUCAUUGGCAACGGGGUCGUCAUACACCUUCCUGGUUUAUUUGAAGAAGGAGAUAAAAAUGAAAAGAAAGGACUCAAAGACUGGGAGAAGAGGCUGGUGAUCUCUGACAGGGCCCACAUAGUGUUUGACUUUCACCAGGCUGUGGACGGACUUCAGGAGGUGCAGCGACAAGCCCAGGAAGGGAAAAACAUUGGAACCACAAGAAAAGGAAUAGGACCCACAUACUCCAGCAAAGCAUCUCGGACCGGCCUGAGAAUCUGCGACCUGCUGUCAGAUUUCAAGGAAUUUUCUACCAGAUUCAAACUACUUGCUCAGCAGUAUCAGGAUAUGUUCCCUACUCUUGAAGUGGAUACUGAGGCUCAGCUCAAGAAACUACAGGAGUUUGCGGAGCGUAUUCGACCAAUGGUGCAGGAUGGCGUCUACUUCAUGUACGAGGCGCUCCACGGCGCCCCCAAGAACAUCCUGGUGGAGGGAGCAAACGCAGCUCUGCUCGACAUUGACUUUGGUACAUAUCCCUUUGUGACCUCAUCCAACUGCACGGUGGGUGGCGUGUGCACUGGCCUGGGAAUCCCCCCACAGAACGUUGGAGACGUGUACGGGGUGGUGAAGGCCUACACCACGCGCGUGGGCAUCGGGGCGUUUCCCACAGAGCAGCUCAACGAUGUCGGGGAGCUGCUGCAGACGCGGGGUCAUGAGGUGGGCGUGACUACAGGGAGGAAGAGACGCUGUGGUUGGCUGGACCUGGUCAUCCUCAGAUACGCCCACAUGAUCAAUGGUUUCACCGCGCUGGCUCUAACCAAACUUGACAUCCUUGACGAGAUGGACGAGAUCAAAGUUGGAGUGGCGUACAAACUCAACGGCAAACGAAUCCCAUAUUUCCCAGCCAACAUGGAGGUUCUGCAGAAGGUGGAGGUAGAGUAUGAGAAGCUGCCAGGCUGGAAGAGCGACACGUCACUGUGCAGGAGGUGGGACGACCUGCCUGCCAAAGCCCAGAACUACAUCCGCUUCGUGGAGAACCACGUGGGCGUGCCCAUCAAGUGGGUCGGCGUGGGAAAGUCCAGAGAAUGUAUGAUCCAGAUGUUCUAGAACCUUUCAAACCCCUGCUCUCGCUCUCGCUCUCUCUCUCGCUCUCUCUCUCUCUCUCUCUCGCUCUCUCUCUCUCUCUCUCUCUCUCUCUCUCUCUCUCUCUCUCUCUCUCUCUCUCUCUCUCUCUCUCUCUCUCCACAUCCAUGUAUGGUGCUACUCAGGAUGUAUUUCAUGUUGACCCAUCUCCAUCUUCGCCUGUGACUGUGUCAGUUGUCAUAAACUGUUUUAAUUGUAUGUCGGUGACACGACAUAACAAACAAGCCAUCUGAAUGACCUCAGUCAAUGGUUGUGGUCCAUUCACAUGCAGUAAUACACUGAACGCACUGAUAUUUAAGGUCAAAAUGACAGAGAGCUAAGACACUGCCAGGCAAUAUUGUUUACCUCAUUGAUAAAAAAAAGUAUAAAUGUGGGAUGGCUUGACUUGCUCUGUUGCAAUAAAAAAUAUUUUA